GAUGAAGCAUACUUUGAGACCCGGCAUCUUAGCUAUCUGCGCGAUACCUGGCCGUUCCGAUCUUUGGUCGCAGAAGAGUGCCAAGGACAAGGGCUGUCCGACAGACUGCUGAUGCCUCGUUGUGAAGACUGGCCUGCUGGAUUCAUUUCAUUGACACGAGACCAAUUUGCAACAUGGUGGAUAAUCGACACUGCGAAAGGUAUCAUACAUCCGAUAGGACAAAGUUACGUAGAGCCACCAAGAGAUGAGCCUUGGCUAGUGGGGUCUGUUCCACGCGAUAUUCAAGACUACUUCGACGAAAUCUACAACGAAAUCAAAGCAUUGAAGAUGGUCUCUUGUCCAAAGGGGAAGAAAUCGUGGAACAGAACAAUCCAGCCGUACACAUGGGACGUCGGAAGCGUUGUGAGUCAAACAUUGCGGAAGCAUAGCUGGCCUGAUACUUUGGAUCGGGAUGCGUAUCUCCAGGAGCUCGAGGAAGUAUAUCCAGAAGCUUAGAACAGGGCUUCCCGUCCACUCGGACAGCAAAAAGAAAUAACAGCAAAAAAACAUACAGC
Molecule: messenger RNA, 554 nt
Organism: Emericellopsis atlantica
Lineage: Eukaryota; Fungi; Ascomycota; Sordariomycetes; Hypocreales; Bionectriaceae
Exons: 3
Coding region: 112-495 (127 amino acids)
Source: RefSeq, a predicted model, not a curated record